This is a messenger RNA of Linum trigynum, 6551 nucleotides long. The record is from the annotation of a GenBank genome assembly. NCBI's taxonomy places the organism in Eukaryota, Viridiplantae, Streptophyta, Magnoliopsida, Malpighiales, Linaceae.
UUAAAAGAAUUCAGCUCCUCUCUCUGGAUACUUAAGGUACGGAACUAUAAGUAUGAAAAUAGAACAAAAGUAUCUUACGGAUGAGCUUCUUUGAGCUCUUUUCUUCAUUUUCAUUCACGCCACCACCACAGAAUUCCAAGCUUAGAGUUUAUAGGAUUUCAUAUCGAUAAACCUAAUUACUUUGAUGAUAUAUGCAACAUAUCUACAUCUACAUGCAAAAUGGGGCCGCGGGUUUAUUAGUUUAGUUCAAUAAGUCAUUGUACUUUGUACAUACCAAGGUUGUCAAACCGUUUUAAGUCAUUGAGCCGGUAAAGGAAGGAGUUUGAGGUUUAAUGGUCUGAUUGGAGUUUGGCCGGUUUGAGCCAUUUUAGGCGUUUUCUAAAUGUAUAUACAAAUAAGGUAGUAAUUAAAGAUUUAAUGACUGAAAUGUAAUUUAUCUUACACAUAUCUUUCAAAAACUUAUUUUUCACAAAAUAAAUCUACCUAACUUCCAUGAUCCACCCAUCAUCUCUCUUCCUUCGUUUCUCUUCCUCUUUUUCUCCUCUCGUCUUCUCCCUCUUUAGGGGUAAGACCGAAAGUUUUCUGAAAGCCAUUUUGAAACUCAACUCGAAUUAGACUGGAUCUAACGAGGGAUUCGAUAAGGAUUUAACAACCUGGUCCAUACGAAAAAUGGGGCCGUGUAUGUCAUGAUGGUCGACUAAAAUGAUGAGUGGUAGGUUAGAUCAUAUAGAUGGGGGCCCAAGCUUUGGAAAAGCAUUCACUUUAGGGUGGAUGGUAAAUCCAAAAAAGCCCAAUGUUGCUUAGCAGUGGAGACUGGAGACCGGAAAGAGUAACAAACUAUUGGAUAUUUGGAUUGGUAUCUUCGUCCAAGGAUGGCAAUCAAACUAGGAUGGUAAUUUGUAUCCGUUGGGUUUUAUGCGAUGCGGUGGGUAUUACUAAUAGUGUGAGGCGGAACAUGAGUAUCUAAUUUCGAUGUGUUUUGAUCCGUCUUUUUAUUGGCAUAUUUUAUCUCAAUUCUUUACUAUACACAUUCAUAUUUCUCUUAUUUUGACUUUUCUUCAACUAGUUAGACUCAAUUAUCAGUUAUAUUAUCACAAAUUUUCAUUCAUAAAGUGCUUUCUCCUUCAUUUUAUCGCAAAAAGUAAAAUUUUGUCUGUAUUUUGUUCAAAUAACAUGUAAGAGUGAAUCGACCCGUCCUGCCCCGUACGUGCGCGGGUUUACCUGACUUGACCCCAGUAGCGUGGGACGGGACAUGAAUAUUGAGUUACCUCCCCCGCCCCAUUACCAUCACUAAUUCAAACCCACCAUAACAGAUAACUAAUUGUCACUGGCCCAGUCAAUAUGAAGAAUCACGCAUUUUGAUUGAAUAUGAAGCUGGUGUAGGUAAAAUUCUCAAAAUAUUUGAUGGGAGCCUCCCAUCCCAUAUCCCUACCCACCUCAUCAACAAACACAUAGAUAAAAAAAUAAAUAAAAGAAUUAUGGUACCAUUCGGCUAUAAGAACAAGAUAUUUGGGCAUUAUUUAUAUUCCAAACAAAAGGAUCGUAAUUCACCAUUGAACACUGGAAAUGAACAAGAGAAUAUAAGUCAAUCUAAAACACAGACAGAAAAUGAGGAAAACAGAAAGAAAACAGGAGGCAAAAAGCACUUCCUGGAACCAGAAAAAAUUAGACAUAAAAAUUAGAAAAAAGAAAGAAAGGAAAACAACAGACCAAAAGCCUAUUGCGUUGCGUAAAGCAUGGAAAUGGAAUAUUGAGCAACAGCCGUUAAAACGACAAGAAAAAAUAAAGUAAGUCAAUAAAUAAAACUCAUUAUAAAUAUAAACAAGUGGAAAAAAAAAAGAAAUAAUCCCAGUCUGAUCUGCUGCAACUCGUCUCACCGCAACUCAAUGCUCCCUCGCCUGAGUCGUUGACUCCAAAGCACCAACCUUGCAUCACAAAGUCAACCGUCUUUCAAUCCAACGGUCAGAAUUCGACGUCCUUAUGCUUACUUCGGUACAAUCAUACAACAAGAAGUCCUCCUGGUCUCGCCAAUAAUUAAUUAAUUCACUAAUUAAUGAUCAGCAUUUUUUUAAUUAUUUUGUAGCUUAACUUCUCUCUCUGCUUUUCUAUUUUUCUUCUUUUCCCUUCUAUUUUUUGUUUAAUAUUUUGGGUGGGUUCUCUUCUUCCUUUGCGUUUGUUCUCUCUGCGACUUUCCAGCUUCUCUGUAUCAUCUUCGCUGCCUCGUCUGCGGAGAAGCUGACACUUCGAGCUGCGCGUGUCAAGUGAGCCCAGCAAGCAAUCCCGCUCAAAGCUUUUCCUCCCUCGCUGCUGUCUCAGCUUCGGAUUGUCUCAGCUUCGCUAAAAAAGUACGUACCUUUGAGUGAAUUUUGGUGUUUCGAGUGCUUGUUUGUAUCAUUUCAGGAGAUGGGUUCGGAAAUUUCUGACCCUUUUGUUCGUCUGCGUGAUGGUGUUGAUUCCUUUCUUGGUUUCCAUUCCCUUUGCGAUCUCCUGCUGUAAUUUUCUUUUGGUUCCUAGAUCUGUUGAUGGUGGAGUUUGUCUUUUGGGGUUUGCUUUUCGGCUGGUGGAUUGUGGGUUGAUUUUGGCUGUGUAAAAUGUGAGUUUUUGGAGAAAUGGAUCUACAAUUUGAUCAGUUAGUGUUAGAGUGGAGUAGCUACUGGAAGUGGAGGGGAUUAGUUGAAUUUAUGGUUUCAGUGAAUUUUUCCAUUGACUAUGCAGUUUGACUUAGAAUGAGAGUUUUGGACUCUUGUAGUGAAAAGGAAAAGAAAAUUUGUGAUUUCUGCUAGGGUUGUUCAGAUUAGUGAAGCGAUUACUGGUCAAGCUGAGACUUUCUAGUCAUGUAGACUCUUUGGAGUCACUGAAAAUAGAAAGUUGAUGCAUGUUGGUCUAUCAUACUUGAACUACGAAGAAUUGACUAUGCAACUACAUCAUUAGCUGGUAGGAAAAGGAAUAAGAGCGUUUGCUGGAACUAUAUCUGGCAUAUUAUUGUGUAGUAUCAUAAUGCCCAGUGCUAAAUUCAGCAGUCUAGUUCAAUGAUUGUUCUAAUCUAGGCCAACAUGUGUCAAGCCAAGGGGUCUGGAGACCAAUUUUUUCUCACUGUAUUUAAAAAAAAAACAGUCUUUCAUUAGGUUGCUUAACUAGGUGGAGAAUUUAUCUUUCAACUGUUGAUGGAGAUCGGCUUGUCAUUAAUCUGAUGAUUUCCUUAAGUCUCUUUUUUCUCAUUCUGGAAUCUGAUUUAACACUUUGGAAUUUCUUGUCUCGGCAUUUCUAUGGAACAAUUCAUGAUUGUCCUGUGGAAUCUUGCAGAAAAGACCAAACAAGAGAAGUUUCAAUAUCUAUGUCUUCCAUAUGUGGCCAGUAAGUUGGGAUGGGAGUGAGGGGGUAUUUAUAAUGGAGGAAUAAGUGUCGAGUUAAAGGUGGGAGCUGCCUAUUCAUUUGACAAACAUGCCUUGGUGGAGUAAGUCAUCAUCAAAAGAUGAAAAGAAGAGAGCAAACAAGGAAGGUAUCAUUGAUGCAAUACACAGGAAAUUCAGAAAUGCAACCGAGGAUAAGAGCAGUGGUGGUAGAACUGCUGGGUACUGGCGACGUGCUAGAGAUGUUCUCUCAGAGAGAGGAUCUCUUUCCCGAGCCCCAUCAAGAUCUCCAUCACCUUCCACGCAAGUCUCACGGUGCCAAAGUUUUGCAGAAAGACCAGCUCAACCACUUCCUCUUCCUGGUGCAAGAGGUAAAACCGUUGCCCGCUCUCAUUCUGGAGUGAGUGGUUCUCCAAAGCCAGGUUCCGAUGCAAUAUCCAAGCAUUUGCACUUAUUACCCCUUCCAAGGCCUGGGAAUGUUUCUAAUAGGUUGGACCGGGUAAAUGUUGAAGUGGAUAUAGGCACUGCUUCUGUAUCUAGUGAUAGUUCAAGUGACAGUGAAGAUCAGUCAGAUUCACGUCUCCUUAGUCCCUUGACAUCAGACUAUGAAAAUGGGAACAGAACUGCUGCAAAUAGCCCUUCUAGCAUGAUGCAGAAGGAUAGGUCUCUGCUUCUUAGUCGAAAGAACUCAGGCGAGAUGUUGAAGCAUGCCGACUUUUCACUGAAUAACAAUCAGAAACCAUCUGUAUCGUCUAGAAGGGCGCAUUUAAGCUCUCAUGUACAAAAUUUACAGAUACCUAACAGAGGUGUACUUUUCAGUGCCCCUGACAGCUCAAUGUCGAGUCCAUCCAGGAGCCCAAUCAGGUUAUUUGGAACAGAACAAGUUGUAGUAAAUACUGGUUUAUUAUUACAGGGGAAGAAUUAUGCAGAUGUAGUAGGUUUACUAGGAUCUGGGCAUUGCUCAAGUCCAGGUUCGGGUUAUAAUUCUGGGCAAAACUCAAUAGGUGGAGAUAUGUCAGGACAGUUAUUCUGGCCAAACAGUAGAUGCAGCCCUGAAUGCUCCCCAAUACCGAGUCCCCGAAUGACAAGUCCCGGGCCGAGCUCCAGAAUACAGAGUGGGGCUGUGACACCUCAGCAUCCACGGGCUGGUGGGGGUUUGGCAGAGUCUCCUAAGGGAAGGCACGAGGACACUAAGAAACAGAGCCAUCGAUUACCUGUUCCACCAAUAACAAUCUCUAAUACUUGUCCUUUCUCACCUGCUUAUUCCGCCGCAACCUCUCCUUCACUACCACGGAGUCCUAAUAGGGCAGAAAACCCUACAAGCCCUGGUUCACGCUGGAAGAAGGGCCGUCCAUUAGGGCGAGGCACGUUUGGGGAUGUGUUUCUUGGAUUUAACAGUGAAAGUGGGGAGAUGUGUGCAAUGAAGGAAGUAACUCUAUUUUCAGAUGAUGCAAAAUCAAGAGAGAGCGCUCAGCAGCUGGGACAAGAAAUUGCUAUGCUGAGUCGCUUAAGGCAUCCUAAUAUAGUGCAGUACUACGGAUCUGAAACGGUGGAUAACAAGCUUUAUAUUUACUUGGAGUAUGUUUCUGGUGGCUCCAUUUAUAAACUGCUUCAAGAUUAUGGUGCAUUUGGUGAAAUAGCCAUCCGUACUUACACUCAGCAAAUAUUAUCCGGGCUUGCUUAUUUGCAUGGUAAAAACACUGUACAUAGAGACAUAAAGGGAGCAAACAUUCUGGUGGAUCCAAAUGGACGUGUCAAAGUGGCAGAUUUUGGGAUGGCAAAGCAUAUUAGCGGUCAAUCAUGUCCAUUAUCAUUCAAAGGAAGUCCAUACUGGAUGGCACCUGAGUUGUUUCAGGUGAUUAAGACUUCAAACGGCUGUAAUCUUGCCGUUGACAUAUGGAGCCUGGGGUGCACUGUUUUGGAGAUGGCAACUGGAAAACCUCCUUGGAGCCAGUAUGAAGGGGUUGCUGCUAUGUUUAAGAUUGGAAACAGUAGAGAGCUUCCUGCUAUUCCGGAUCAUCUAUCAGAAGACGGGAAGGACUUCAUUAGGCAAUGUCUACAACGGAAUCCAUUGCAUCGCCCAACAUCUUCUCAACUCUUAGAGCACCCGUUUGUGAAGAAUGCCACACCUCCGGAGAGGCUAAUCAUGACGGCUGAGGUCACAGAACCGACCACAACUGGAAGAUUAAUGGGCAUUGGACAUGCGAGAAGCUUUGACACGGAAGCAAUUCCUAUUCAUCAAUCUAGAGUCUCAAGAACUGGUUCAGGAUUCAGUGGCGUCCAUGCGCCGAGGAACAACUUAUCAUGCCCAGUUUCCCCUAUUGGGAGCCCUCUUCUGUAUCCAAGAUCACCACAACAACAUACGAGUGGAAGGAUGUCUCCAUCUCCUAUAUCCAGCCCUCUUACCGCCUCAGGUUCAUCCACACCCCUUACAGGUGGCGCCGUCCCAUUUCAUCAUCAAUCAUGGCAGCCGGCAUCUUACAUCCAUGAAACUCCAAGGUCUCAAACUGGCUUCUACACCGGUAGUAGCAGUAGUACUCCCUAUCAGGAACCAUCCAACAACCACCCUGAUAAGUUCCGAGGUUUGUCUCAAACCUCCCACAUGUUCCGGGACAUGAUUUCAGUAGAUAAUAAUGGUAGUUUUGGGCACCAUUUUGGACGAUUUGGUCAACACCAGGACCUUGGUGAAGGUCUUCCAACUUCACAGCCUGUGUUGGCUGACCGUGUUUCUCAGCAACUGCUAAGGGAUAGUGUUCGGUUAAAGCCAUCCCUUGAUCUGAAUCCUGGCUUCACAAUGCAUCAUCAUAGGCAUUCCUGAGUAGCAAUUUGCAGAGUUUUUAUGCUUCUCUUGAGGCUAGAAAAUUUCAGAGGCUACAAAGAGCUGGGCAAGGAUUUUUAGAACAGGCAUUUUGCAGAAGAAUCCACUAAUUACUUUCAACCCAUAACAAAGCGGUGGAAAUUCGAACAACUGAUAGAUGAGAAACAAAUUUGCUUACUGAGACCUGACAUGUUAGCAGCAGCUCAGAUAUUAUUCGUAGGCGCGAUGUAAACAACUGUAAAUCUUAUAAUACACUCUUGAAGAAUACAGGAGUCUAGAAAAUUUCCUGUCUGAACAUGGUGUACUCUUCAAUUUGUAACUGUAACCAUAUCUGGUAGGAAGAAGUACAGCUGCCUCAGUUGAAAGAAAAGAGGCCUGUAUAU